This is a messenger RNA of Periophthalmus magnuspinnatus, 3712 nucleotides long. It is a transcript of the gene eif5b, whose product is annotated as eukaryotic translation initiation factor 5B. NCBI's taxonomy places the organism in Eukaryota, Metazoa, Chordata, Actinopteri, Gobiiformes, Gobiidae. The transcript is spliced from 27 exons. The record is from RefSeq and is a predicted model, not a curated record. Gene Ontology annotation, molecular function: GTPase activity; translation initiation factor activity; GTP binding. The coding region runs from base 89 to 3682 and encodes 1197 amino acids.
GGCCGAGGGCAGAGACGAUCUUGGUCCGAUGUGAUCCACCAACGUCGUGUGUCUGCGUGAGUGAACCACCGGAGAACACGGCAGCAGCAUGGGGAAAAAACAGAAGAAAUCCGGGGAGGACAGUGCCAAAGAUGAUGUGGACUUAGAUGCUCUUGCCGCAGAAAUUGAAGGAGCCGGAGCCGCUAAAGAAGCAAAAGGAAAGAAGAAGAAAAGGGGCGCGAAAAAAGACGAUUUUGACGAGGAUGACAUUUUGAAAGAACUGGAGGAGCUUACUAUUGAACAAGGAGGAAAAAAGAAAUCAGACGUGACAGAAGAACCGGAGAUCAUUGAACCUCCAAAAGAGAAAAAGAAAACUCGUAAAGGCAAAAAAGCUGCGAGUGUCGAUGAAGAAGAGGAGGGGCAAGAGCAGGAGCAGGAACGCAACGGAGAGGACAAGAGAAAGACUUCUGUAGCCUCUGAUUCGGAUGACGACUCUCUCUCUCGCCUCAAAGCCAAAUCUGGAAAGAAGGGCUCUAAAAAGGGAGAGGAUGAGGAGAGAGAAGAGAGGGAGGAGGAAGAGGAGGAGAAGAAAGCAGAGGAGAAGAAAUCAGUGCCUGCAGUGAACGAGGACGAUGAUGAUGAAGAUGAUGAAGAUUUCACCUCCAAACGGGACAAGAAGAAGAAAAACAAAGCCAAAGCCGUGAAGGCAGAGAGCGAUGAUGACGAGGAGGAGGAUGAUGGCGGCUUCAAAAUCAAAACGGCCGCUCAGAAAAAGGCUGAAAAGAAAGAGAGGGACAAAAAGAAGAAAGAGGAGGAGCGUUUGAAGAAGCAGAAACAGAAGGAGAAAGAGGACGCGAAAAAAGAUGACAAGAAACCAGACACCCCACCCACUCCCACUCUAGCCGCUGCUACACUUCCUGCUCCUGCUCCUCCUCCAGCCAGUCAGGGUCCAGAGGAGGCUGAGGGGGCAGACCCAGCAGGAGAAGAUGACGGUGAAGGAGGGGACAAGAAGAAAAAGGACAAGAAAAAGAAGAAAGGAGAGAAGGAGGAGAAGGAGAAAAAGAAGGGCCCGAGUAAAGCCACAGUGAAAGCCAUGCAGGAGGCACUGGCCAAGAUGAAGGAGGAGGAGGAGCGAGCGCGGAGAGAGGAGGAAGAGAGGCUGAAGAGGCUGGAGGAGCUCGAGAAGCAGAGGCUUGAACAGGAGCGUCUGGAGCAGGAGAGGAAGGAGAAGAAGAAGCAGAAAGAGAAGGAGAGAAAAGAGCGACUGAAAAAAGAAGGAAAACUCCUGACGAGAACUCAAAAAGAGGCCAGAGCCCGAGCCGAGGCAACACUCAAGAUGCUGCAGGCCCAGGGGGUCGAAGUGCCAUCCAAAGACUCUGUGCCAAAGAAGAAGCCAGUUUAUCGAGACAUGAGGAAGAAGAAACUCAAUGCUCCCACGUCCGAAGAAACUUCAGAGGUGACGUCACCGGCCUCAGAGACUCCAGAGCCGUUGCCAAUGGAGACAGAGACUCCGCCCCCUCAGCCUUCAGAGGUAAAAGCCGAUGCUGUGGACGACUGGGAGGCCAUCGCCAGCGACGAAGAGAAAGAGCUGAAGAAAGUCCACAUCGAGGUGAAAGAGGAGCCUGCCAUCGCCCCGGAGCCAAUGGGAAGUGAUGAAGAGGAGGAGGAGGAAGAGGAGGACGACGAGGAAGAGGAGGACGAGGAAGAGGAGGAGAGUGAGGAGGAGAUUUCCACAUCGACGGCAGCAGAGGCUACCAGGGCGACGGCGGCGACUUCAAAAAGACGGCCGAAAGAGAGCGAAGACGAGAGCAGUGAGAGCGAUGAUGAUGACGGGAGGACAAAGGAGGAGCGUCUGUAUGACCGCGCCAAGAGGAGGAUAGAGAAACGUCGUGUGGAGAACAUGAGGAACAUCGACGUGGACACACUCAGAGCUCCAGUGGUCUGUGUCCUGGGACAUGUCGACACAGGGAAGACCAAGAUCCUGGACAAGCUGAGGCACACACACGUUCAGGACGGAGAGGCCGGAGGGAUCACGCAGCAGAUUGGAGCAACAAACGUCCCCAAAGAAACGAUCGAGGAGCAGACAAAGAUGGUCAAAAACUUUGAUCAUGAAAACAUAAAGAUCCCUGGGAUGCUGAUCAUUGACACACCUGGACACGAGUCUUUCAGUAACUUGAGGAAUAGAGGCAGUUCUCUGUGUGAUAUUGCCAUCCUGGUGGUGGACAUCAUGCACGGACUAGAGCCUCAGACACUCGAGUCCAUAAACCUGCUCAAGGAGAAGAAAUGCCCCUUCAUCGUAGCACUCAACAAGAUCGACCGUCUGUAUGACUGGAAGAAAAGCCCAGACACUGACGUUGUGGCAACGUUAAAGAAACAGAAGAAAAACACUAAAGACGAGUUUGAUGAGAGAGCCAAGGCCGUCAUCGUGGAGUUCGCUCAGCAGGGCCUGAACGCUGCUCUCUUCUUCGAGAACAAAGACCCAAGGACCUUCGUGUCCCUGAUCCCGACCUCAGCUCACAGCGGGGACGGGAUGGGGAACCUGAUUGCUCUUUUAGUGGAGCUGACUCAGACCAUGUUAGCGAAGAGGUUAGCGCACUGCGACGAGCUCCGGGCGCAGGUCAUGGAGGUGAAGGCUCUCCCUGGCAUGGGCACCACAAUCGAUGUGAUUCUGAUAAACGGUCGGCUGAGAGAGGGAGAGACGAUCAUUGUGCCUGGUGUGGAGGGGCCCAUAGUGACACAGAUCAGAGGUCUACUGCUGCCUCCUCCACUCAAGGAGCUCAGGGUCAAGAAUCAGUACGAGAAGCACAAAGAGGUGUGCACGUCUCAGGGAGUGAAGAUUCUGGGCAAAGACCUGGAGAAGGCUCUGGCAGGGCUCCCUCUGCUGGUGGCACACAGGGACGACGAGAUCCCAGUGCUCAGGGACGAGUUGAUAAAGGAGCUGAGACAGACCCUGAGCUCCAUAAAGCUGGAGGAGAAGGGUGUUUACGUCCAGGCCUCCACUCUGGGCUCUCUGGAGGCUCUGCUCGAGUUCCUGCGCACCUCCAAAGUCCCUUAUGCUGGCAUCAACAUCGGUCCUGUUCAUAAAAAAGAUGUUAUGAAAGCAUCCACCAUGUUGGAACAUGACCCUCAGUAUGCUGUGAUCCUGGCGUUUGACGUUAAAGUGGAGAGAGAGAGUCAGGAGAUGGCCGACAGUUUGGGAGUCAGGAUCUUCUCGGCUGAAAUCAUCUACCACCUUUUCGAUGCCUUCACCAAAUACAGAGAGGACUAUAAGAAGGCCAAGCAGGAGGAGUUCAAACAUAUCGCAGUUUUCCCGGUGAAGCUCAGAGUUUUGCCUCAGUUCAUCUUUAACUCCAGAGAUCCCAUUGUGAUGGGAGUGAACGUGGAGGCCGGAGUCUUAAAGACAGGAACGCCAGUCUGUGUGCCCAGCAAAGGGUUUGUGGACAUUGGCAUUGUGACGAGUAUUGAGAUGAAUCACAAACCUGUCGACUCAGCCAAAAAAGGACAAGAAAUCUGUGUGAAAAUUGAGCCCAUUCCCGGAGAGGCGCCCAAGAUGUUCGGACGCCAUUUUGAGGCCACGGACAUCAUCGUCAGCAAGAUCACCCGUGCCUCCAUCGACGCUCUGAAAAACUGGUUCAGGGACGAGAUGCAGAAAUCAGACUGGCAGCUCAUCGUGGAGCUCAAGAAAACCUUUGAAAUCAUCUGAACAUUUUACCACCAAAAAAAUCAAAAUAAA